AUGGGGCCGAAGAUGGCGGAGGAGGAGUUCCCCAACACAACUCACGAAGCUUUCAAUGUCACCCUCCACACUAGCCUGGUUGUCACUACAAAACUGGUGCUCCCGACCCCUGCCAAGCCCAUCCUCCCCGUGCAGACGGGGGAGCAGGCUCAGCAGGAGGAACAGUCGAGUGGCAUGACCAUUUUCUUCAGCCUCCUUGUCCUAGCUAUCUGCAUCAUAUUGGUGCAUUUACUGAUUCGAUACAGAUUACAUUUCUUGCCAGAGAGUGUUGCUGUUGUUUCCUUAGGUAUUCUCAUGGGAGCAGUUAUAAAAAUUAUAGAGUUUAAAAAACUGGCAAAUUGGAAGGAAGAAGAAAUGUUUCGUCCAAAUAUGUUUUUCCUUCUAUUGCUUCCACCUAUUAUAUUUGAGUCAGGAUAUUCACUACACAAGGGUAACUUCUUUCAAAAUAUUGGUUCCAUCAUCUUGUUUUCUGUUUUUGGUACAGCAAUUUCUGCUUUUGUAGUAGGUGGAGGAAUUUAUUUUCUGGGUCAGGCUGAUGUAAUCUCUAAACUCAACAUGACAGACAGUUUUGCAUUUGGCUCCCUAAUUUCUGCCGUCGAUCCAGUGGCUACUAUUGCCAUUUUCAAUGCACUCCACAUAGACCCAGUGCUCAACAUGCUGGUUUUUGGAGAGAGUAUUCUCAACGAUGCAGUCUCCAUCGUCUUGACCAAGGCUGUUUUCUUGACCUCUGCAUUUUGUGGCAUUCAUUAG
Molecule: messenger RNA, 750 nt
Organism: Pipistrellus nathusii (Nathusius's pipistrelle)
Lineage: Eukaryota; Metazoa; Chordata; Mammalia; Chiroptera; Vespertilionidae
Source: the annotation of a GenBank genome assembly